GAGACUCGCGAUAAGUUCCUCAGACUGUAUUACCUAUUGAACAGGGCUUGUACGCUGUAAUGCUCACAACACUAUUGUUUAUUUCUUUAUUAACGAAACAGGCAAAAACCUCGAAAAAACAAGUGUAUUUUAAACAAUACGCACACUCUGUGUUUCUUCACUAUCCCAGUAGAUCAAAGGCAAGUGAAGGCCGGUUUUGCGGUGGCUCGCUGAUUCUAGCCCAGGUGGUUGUGACAUCGGCGGACUGCUUGAAACAGAUGAACUUAAAGGAUAGGAUCACGGCUUACCUCGGCUCGUCGCAACCGAGCAAAGCGUUGGCGAAGUUGGGCGUUUUGUCGUACAAAAUACAUCCUAAAUAUAACACAGACAAUAUUGUGUACAACUUGGGCGUGGUGUUUAUUGGCAAACCACCACCAAUGGGUCCUUACAUUAGAAAGAUUAUUCUUCCUGUUGGAAAUAGGCACAAGAACAGGAAUGAUGACGACUAUGUAACUGGUCAGCCAAAGCAAAUACCGGUUACCAAGUCACGGCUACCUGCACUGGUGGAGUUAGAGCGCGAUAUAGCUAAAAAAUCAAAUAAUUCCCAGAAACUACUCUCAUCGUACACUCGUAAAGUGGUAAGUGGAGCAGUAACUCAUCCAUUGCGUGGAAUAUUAGGACGAAAACGUAAGAAGCCAUCUAAAGACGAAGCGUUCAUGGUUGCUUGGUCUAAAACAACAACUUUGUGUGGCCUGGACGCUCUCUCUUCGCGACAUCUUACCGGCUACAAAGUGCAUCUGCUGCCAUUCGCCGACUGCAGUAAUUUUUUGUACAACUUAUCCCUUCCUGACGACACAUUUUGCACAAAUUCUAAAUUCGUCAAGCAUAUUUAUGACGAUCCAGGCUGUAGUCUCAUAGUGAAGAAACCAAUGACACAACUGAUUGGGAUUUUUUCCCGUUUGGUGCGAGGAGUCGCGGUGUUCAUCAACGUGGACCGGCACCGCUCGUGGAUCAAGCAGUCCACAUACCAACUAUACAACUAUGCUUGCAACUUCGGACAACUCGCUUGCACAGUUUCCAAUACAAGCUCUGAAUCGACGAAUUGCACUGUUAACUGACGUAGACAGGGCUGUUGGCUUUUAUAUAGAAUAAUGGAGUGCGAGCAGCGAGCAGCGCAGUCGGUGGGUAAAGCUUGUAAUGAAGAUAUGUAAAUUAUUAUAUACAUAGGUAUUUGUUGAGGUAAUCUCAAUUAUUAAAAACAACCUACACACAAUCU
This is a messenger RNA of Hyposmocoma kahamanoa, 1255 nucleotides long. RefSeq lists its product as uncharacterized. Gene Ontology annotation, biological process: proteolysis. Gene Ontology annotation, molecular function: serine-type endopeptidase activity. NCBI's taxonomy places the organism in Eukaryota, Metazoa, Arthropoda, Insecta, Lepidoptera, Cosmopterigidae. The coding region runs from base 60 to 1097 and encodes 345 amino acids. The transcript is spliced from 3 exons. The record is from RefSeq and is a predicted model, not a curated record.